Molecule: messenger RNA, 1807 nt
Organism: Eurytemora carolleeae
Lineage: Eukaryota; Metazoa; Arthropoda; Copepoda; Calanoida; Temoridae
Product: lachesin
Exons: 18
Coding region: 188-1738 (516 amino acids)
Biological process (GO): homophilic cell-cell adhesion; synapse organization
Cellular component (GO): neuronal cell body; plasma membrane; axon
Molecular function (GO): axon guidance receptor activity; protein binding
Source: RefSeq, a predicted model, not a curated record
AAUCCUCAGUUCAUUUCAGAAUUUAUAUAAAAAGGAAAGAAAUUAAAAAGUUCGUGGAUUCUUCAUCAAAUAUCAUGGAGUAGGGUAUACAGGUUCAGGUUAUUCCAGGAGAAUGGAAAGAAACUAAUUUCCUUCAUUAUAAAAGAAGAAGAAAAACAAAAGCCUUGCUGGAAACUUUAGCUAAAGGAUGCUGGCAGAACUAAACCUGAGAAGAGAAGUUUCAACCAACUUUGUCCAAGUUUUCAUAAUCUUCAUUCUCAUAUUGCCCUUCAACAUGAGUAAUAGUAGUGAAUAUUUGGGCUCUGGAGUUGAGUCUGGUGGAACCAGGAGAAAUAAGAUAAAGGAUCCAGGAUCUAGGAUACCUCCAACCUUCAAGUCAGGACCUAGGGUUUACAAGGAGGAGCUUGGGACAACAGCUUUACUUCUCUGUAAAGUUAAUAAUCUUGGAGACUCCAUCAUUGUGUGGAAACAGCCGGACCGAAUAAUCAGUGCUGGAAUGGGGAUGAUUAGAAAAGAUAAGAGAAUGGCUCUAAUAGGUGGAGUGGAUGGCAUAAACCUUGAGAUAAAACAUCUGAACAGGGAUGAUGCUGGCAACUAUAUUUGUGAAGUAGAAAACUCGGGGGAACCUGUUCUACAAACAAACACUCUUCAAGUUCUAGUUCCUCCGAAGAUUACAACGCAGUCUCGAAGCAACCUGACCGUGAGGAAGGAAUCUAGUUUGAUGUUGUCCUGUAAUGCCUCUGGGUUUCCUGAACCUCGAAUAACCUGGCAGAGACAGCAUCAGAUGCUGCCUAGCGGAGAGAAAAUACUCAAUAAUACCUUCCUCAAGUUUGAACAUGUACAACGGUCUGACAGCGGUACAUAUAUAUGUACUGCAAAUAAUGGAGUUGGACCUCCUGUACAAGAAACAAUAUCUGUAAAUGUUAUUUACUCUCCAGAGAUAGAUGUUGAUAAACGUUGGGUUCAUGGCGGGGUUGGUUACGAAGCUGUUAUAUCUUGUUUGGUUUACGGAGAUCCAGAACCACAGGUUCUCUGGUACAGGAACACUAUGCUACUGGACAGGAACGAGAAGAGGUUAAUGGAACAGUAUGGACAGAGACACCGUCUGGUUAUCACAGAUAUGGGACUAGAGGAUUUUGGAAACUAUUCUUGUUCUGCCGAAAAUGAACUAGGAAAAUCAAGAGGAUUUAUUCAACUAUCAGGUGAACCCAACAUGGCGGUUGUACUGAGCAGUUCCCACGGGAUGUUCAGCGACAAGUUUAAUCUAACUUGGAGCGUGGAGAGCUUUGCUCCCAUUCUAGGAAACAGAAUCAUGUACAGGAAGUUUAUGUCUAGUGAGGAUCCUAACUAUGAUACCCGGAGUAGAUGGCAUACAGUCCUACCACAUAAUGACAAUUCUUUCAUAGACAAUAAUUUCAGGCACGAGUUCAGUUAUCUAUACUUUGCGCUGGAACCAAAUACAAAAUAUGAAACCUUAAUACAGGCAAGGAAUGAGCACGGUUGGGGGAAAUAUUCGGAGAUGUUUCUUUUUUCCACGAGGGCAGCAGACGAUGUUCCGAAGGAACUUCCUGUGGAGUCCAUUGAUUUGGGAUCAGUUUCAGAUAACAACUGGAGUACAAUUGGAGAAAUGGGACUAAAAUCCUCGUCAUCAUUCAUCCAAACCCACUCUCUCAUCCAACUCAUUAGUUACAUCUGUUCAUCCCUUCUCAUUCUCAGCUCAGUAACAAUUCUCAUCUAAAUAUAUAUUCAAGAAGUUUAUAAUUGUUAAUCGUCAGAUUCUUCUGUGUCAAUAAAACGUAUUCUUUUA